GCUCCAAACUCUCUCUAUGAAUUAUUAUAUCUAACCUCAUCUUGUCCUCUAGAGGUUUCCUCAGAUCAGCGCAUCUCAAGUCAUAAUUUUUUUUCACGUACUAUAGACUCAACUCCACUAAUUAUACCAAUUAUUCACUACAACUCGUCAACCAAAUGGAUAGACUCAAUUCCGCCGAGUCUGUGACUAAGUUCUUACGGUCCAAGAAUGGUCUGUAUGUUGAAAUUGUUCAAACUUGUCAUAAACUAUUGAAUAAUGACUAUGAUAUUUAUCUUCCUAACAAAGAUACCUUCAUACUAGAGUUGUUAUGUGAUAGACUUAAUGACUUUAACUCUGGUUUCAAACUGUGGAAGUAUGAAGAUGAGUCAUGGGAACUCAUGAAACAAGUCUGGACUGGGUUAGGACUAGUAGAAGAUGAUAGACAUAUGCGUAAUAGAAUUCUCAAUAAGUUAAGAGUGAUACAAAUAGUGAUUGCCAUACUAAAUAAAGACCCAACCGAAGCAUUGAUGGAUAAAAUCCUUGACUUUAUAGUACUACUCAGACAGGAAGUGUAUAUAGAUAUCGAAGAACAUCUGGCUAUCGAAUUAUUAACUGCAUUCUCCCAUAGAUUAUUAUCUUUAACUACAACUACAACCCCAGAGUCCUCUAUAUUGAAAUGGACCAACAUCAUCAGAGACUUAUACAAUAUACCGAAGUCUUCAGCCACUUACUCACCAUCCAAGAAGUCGUAUGCCAAAUUCAUUCAGGAAUGCUUAUCACCUGUGUUACAAUAUGUGAAUACGUGUGAAUACCCAUCAGUAACAGUCAUAUUCGAAGAUAUCAUCAAGAAAGCCAUCUUCAAUGAUAGCCUUCGAACCGAUUUGGUUAAACAGGUAAGUCAUUUACUUAAAUCCAAGUCAAACAUUUUGAACCAACAGUCUAUAACUACCCUUUACAGACUCACCGUAGAUAACAUGUCCAGUAAGGAUUUCAAGCUAUGUGAAGAACUCUUUACUGCCAUAGUGACUCAAGAAACUUAUAGUGAUUUAGCGGAAUCAUUAUUGGCAAUUAUCCGUCAAGUCAAUAAGACACUUUCGCCCGAGUUUCUUAAAUCUCUUUAUGAUGAAGCCAUUGGAUCUACGAGUAACUCCAAAUGGAAACUAAUUGUUCAAUUGUUCAAUCUUGAUAUAGAGUUAGCGAUGGAUAAUUGUCACACUGUGAUUACUGAAACUCAUCGUAUAGCCUCCACCAUAUCUUUAAAUGAUAUAGGUAAAAGUAUCCUUCAUGCCUAUGGUAGAGGUAGAGAAUUAAAUCAAUUCAUUGUUGACAUAUGGCCGGUGAUGAAUGAGUCUAAUAAGUAUUACACUUCUCAGGAAUUUGUCGCUGAAGUAGCCACUGUCAUUGACGAACUAUCUGGUCAACAAUUAUCGACAUUAAUUGUUAAUUUAUAUAAGUUUAAUGAUCCUCUGGCAUUACAACCAUUAUUAAUGGCUGUCCUUAAGGGGAUCUUAACAUCUAGUGUAUCUAAAAGAGAGCAUAUAAAAUCGACUAUCCUAGACCAUACGGAUAUUAUCAAUACAGAUCUCAAGGGAUAUUGGGAAUUAAGGUACUACUUAUUAUGCCUAUAUGCUGAUGACUAUACAGUAGAUAUAACCCUGUUCAAAGCUAUAGAUUCUCCUUAUUACUAUUUCUCCUUAUUCAGAUUACUUGAAGUUGAGAGAAUCCCUCAGCCAACUGAUUCUCAUUCUAAUUCUAGUUCUAAUCCUCAAGGUGACAAGUACUUGAAAUUGGUAAAGACCCAUUCACCUAUCCUUAUAACAUCUAUAGAGAGAUGGCUAAUCGUUCUUGAAACAUGGUUUACUACAACCCAAUUGAGUAAGUUUGUUGAGUUAAUCUUUAGCAAUUUAGAUAUCGCUACCAUAACAAGUCUCUUCCAAGCCAAUGCUGAAUAUGUGUUUGAAAGGAAACUAUUAGUCGCUGCCAUUGCCAACUAUCUUAUUGAGAAUAUGCCUAAGACUAAGACUAAAGAACUUCUACCAUUAAUUCCAAUCCUUCCUGUACAGGCUUUAGACCGUCGCAGUAGAUCAGGACUUGUGGACACUGUGUUCAAGCUGCUUCACAAGAGUACGCAUAACCUCCACCAAACCAUUGCUGCUUUAGAUCAUUUAACUUCUGUGCCCGGUCCUUCCAGCUUUGAAAAGGAUCCCCAGUCUUUAUUUGAACUUGUGUCUAGUGUGAGACUGGACUAUACACCAAUAGCCUUAAGCAUAGUUUCCAGACUCUGGACUUUCAAUAUCAAUCAAAUAGCCAAUGAAGAGAGUCUACAAUACAUAACACAAACCCUCGACAUCUUACAGACUUACUUCAAUGGUAAACCAUCCAAAGUAUUUGAUAUCCCUAAGUAUGAAGUGGCCUUUUGUAUCUUGUCAUCGCACAGACAUCGAAAAGUCACUGGUGAUGUCGAGCAAUCAUUGACUGAACUUAAGACUAGUUUCAUAAGUGCAGCCACUAACUCCUUAGAAGCCAUAACCAACAAGAAGGUGCUUGACUUGGCCCAGGCCAAUUGGCUCUUGAAAUCAUUCAGUUUGGCAGACUCUGUAGAUGUCGAUAUCGAUGUGCUUGGAUUAGUUAUCAAAGUCAAUAGCAAAUUAGACUCUGCCGAUACUUCUGCUACAGCCAAUAACAUCCGUACCGUAUGUUUCAACUUAGUGGCCAGUACCUUAGACUACCAACACACCAGUUCUACUGUCUAUGUGUUAGCUCUCUACAUCUCCUUAGUAGACGAAUACAAUAUAGACCUUACUGAGGGAAUAGAGAUCUUUGUCAAGAGAAUUAGUGAUAAUCCAGACUUGUUUAGCGAGACAGUUCAAUAUGUAUUGGAAAGCUUGAGAGAACAUGCCAGUCCUGCCUUAGUUGAUUUGAUAAGCUUAUUCAUCAGAAGUUUCCAUAAGGACUUUGAGCAUAGUCGUGUGUUGUACGUAGAAGCACUCAGCACAAUUAUCUCGCUGAUUGAUACAAUUCCUACUAGUUCACUCAUACAUCUUCUUAAGAUUGUCAAGGACAGUAUUGGAGAUAAAGUAUGGUUGUUCAGUCAACAUGCCUUAGAAACCACCAUAGCAUUCAUUGACACUGUUUGCAUAGACAUUCAAUCAGUCGAUCUUUACAUCUGUGCUACUCAAUGCUUCUCCUACAUCUUACUAUACCACAGAUACAAACUUGCAUCACGUCAUCAUCUUAUCUUAUCUUCUAGUUGUAGAUUCCUUGAGUACUUGUGUAACAAACAUAGACAUAGUCCUAUUAGUUCCAGUACUAUUGCGGCUACAUCUUAUGCCAGAGUAUUGGAAAACCUUUGUGAACCAUCCCAUACAUCUCUGGCAAAGGAUAAGUCAGGGUUGACAUCUUCAUCGGUACUUACUAAGAGAGCUUUAAGAAAACAUUUACCUAUACUUAUCAUUAAUUAUAUCUAUCUUAAUUUAAAGUAUAACUUUGAUAGUGCUGUCAAUGAUGCUUUAAUGCCCGGUAUAUAUAGUGCCUUUGAUGUUGUGUCUAAGGAUGAAUUAAGAUUAGUUAGUUCAUCAUUAGAUAUUCCUGGUAAGACUUUCUUCCGAUCAUUAUAUGCCAAUUACAUAGAGAAUGGUAAAUGGAAGGAUAACUAAUAUAGUUAAUUAUAUAC
Scheffersomyces amazonensis is the source of this 3652-nucleotide messenger RNA. RefSeq lists its product as uncharacterized. The record is from RefSeq and is a predicted model, not a curated record. Lineage: Eukaryota; Fungi; Ascomycota; Pichiomycetes; Serinales; Debaryomycetaceae. The transcript has a single exon. The coding region runs from base 156 to 3635 and encodes 1159 amino acids.